AUGGAAAAUUUCACGUCAAAUCCUUCUGCCUUGCUUGGUCAAUUUGCUACUUAUCUUCAACAACAUGGUUCAUCUGGAAAUAUAACUCAGAAUAGUGGUGUAAGUCAAACUGAUGCUCAUGCAAAUAUUGCUACAAAUCCAUCGGCUCUUCUUAGCCAUUUUGCGUCAUUUCUUCAACAUUUGGGCAAAUCAGAGAAUUCUCCUCUUGAUGGAACUGUCACUUCAGGCACCAACGGAGACGCAAUCUGUUUCUGUGGCAAAUGGUAUGAAUGUUCAGGAUCGAGUCACAUUAAGGACGAUUGUUCAAAGCCAAACCAGCAAAAGCAAGCAAACUCAUGUGCUGAUCACCUUUUUGACCAAGAACCCUUACCCAUUCUUUCCACUUCAAGCUUUGCUGAGAAAACAAGAAGCAAAAGUGGGUGGCACCUCACCCACAUGAAGAGUCUAGCUGCUUGA
Molecule: messenger RNA, 456 nt
Organism: Prunus armeniaca (apricot)
Lineage: Eukaryota; Viridiplantae; Streptophyta; Magnoliopsida; Rosales; Rosaceae
Source: the annotation of a GenBank genome assembly